AGCGGCAGUUUGUUAUAUUAGUUCAUCCAGAGUAGACGGGAGUAGCUGGAGAGACGCAGCGGAUGUCCACUCGUUUGCAAUUAUUCUCAUCAAUUAAUUUCUAUAUUUGGUUGAUAUAAAAUCGAAAAAUCAUGAGGGUGUUGUUGCUUUUGAUUGUGGCAGUAGUUGCUACAGUCCAAUCUGUGUCUUUCUUUGAAUUGGUUAAUCAAGAAUGGACAACCUUUAAGAUGCAACAUGGUAAAUCCUAUAAAUCUGAUGUCGAGGAAAGGUUCCGAAUGAAGAUAUACAUGGACAAUAAACAUAAGAUAGCUAAACACAAUGCCAACUAUGAAAUAAAUAAAGUACCGUACAAAUUGAAAAUGAACAAGUAUGGAGACAUGCUUCACCACGAAUUUGUCAAUACUUUGAAUGGGUUCAACAAAUCCAUAAAUACCCUAUCGAGAUCUGCAAGGCCUCUGAUCGGUGCCGCAUUUAUUGAACCAGCUAAUGUGGAACUACCAGCAACCGUAGAUUGGAGAAAACACGGCCUCGUAACACCGGUCAAGGAUCAGGGUCACUGUGGAUCUUGCUGGGCAUUCUCUGCAACUGGGUCUCUGGAAGGACAACAUUUCCGACGAACAGGAGUUCUAGUUUCCUUGAGCGAACAAAAUUUGGUGGAUUGCUCUGGAAAAUACGGGAACAAUGGAUGCAGUGGAGGAAUGAUGGAUCAAGCGUUCCAAUACAUCAGGGACAACCAUGGUAUCGAUACAGAGGGUACAUAUUCUUAUGAAGCCGUAAACGACGAGUGCAGAUAUAACCCAAAGUACAGCGGAGCUUCCGACGUUGGUUUCGUAGACAUUCCCGAAGGAGAUGAAGGCAAACUGAAAGCAGCAGUUGCCACAAUUGGACCAAUCUCUGUUGCUAUUGAUGCUUCCCACCAAUCAUUCCAAUUUUACUCUGAAGGCGUCUACUAUGAACCCGAAUGUAGUAGCGAUCAAUUGGACCACGGAGUGUUAGUGGUAGGUUAUGGAACCGACGACGACGGUACCGACUACUGGUUGGUAAAGAACAGCUGGGGUGAAACGUGGGGCGAUAAGGGAUACAUAAAAAUGGCCAGGAACAGAGAAAAUCACUGUGGUAUCGCUUCCACCGCUAGCUACCCUCUCGUUACAUCUCGUAAAUAAUUUUCUAAGCACUCUCUAGCAAGAAGAAUAAAACGUAAAAGUACAUUAAGUAAA
Molecule: messenger RNA, 1217 nt
Organism: Ceratina calcarata
Lineage: Eukaryota; Metazoa; Arthropoda; Insecta; Hymenoptera; Apidae
Gene: CtsL1
Product: cathepsin L
Exons: 7
Coding region: 132-1163 (343 amino acids)
Biological process (GO): proteolysis
Molecular function (GO): cysteine-type peptidase activity
Source: RefSeq, a predicted model, not a curated record